Molecule: messenger RNA, 1091 nt
Organism: Thalassophryne amazonica
Lineage: Eukaryota; Metazoa; Chordata; Actinopteri; Batrachoidiformes; Batrachoididae
Product: complement C1q subcomponent subunit A-like
Exons: 7
Coding region: 109-882 (257 amino acids)
Molecular function (GO): protein binding
Source: RefSeq, a predicted model, not a curated record
GUUGUUUUUUGCCUUUUGAGAGUGUGAAGUCUGACGGACUGAAAUCUGCUCACUGAAAGAGGAAACAUUUAUCCUCACAGCUCAAACUCAAACUGUGGUUUUUGAAACAUGGGAGUUCAUUACUGGCUGGAAAUUCUGGUGGGCGUGGCCUUUUUGUUAUGGCGCGGCCAAUGUGACGUGAGCUGCAAAGGAACAGAUGGACAAUCGGGUGUGGCGGGAGCUAAGGGCCGAGACGGAUGGGCUGGCCUGAAGGGAGAGAAAGGAGAGCCAGCCGUGACGAGCGAUGGUCCUGUCGAUCCUGCUGUUCUGCUCAGGCUGAAGGGGGUGCCGGGGAGUCGGGGCUUGCAGGGGGUGAUGGGCCCCAAAGGUUAUGCCGGAGAGCUGGGAGCAGCAGGUUUACCUGGGUUACCAGGUAAACCUGGACCCAGUGGAAUGAGUGUCAGCCAAGGCAGUGGCUCUGCCUCUCAUGCUCAGUCCGCUUUCUCCGUCAUCAGAAACUCGACCACCUAUCCACCGUACAACCAGAUUGUCACCUAUGAGAGAGCGCUGGUCAACAAACCCAAGGACUUUAACCUGGACACGGGUCACUUCACCUGCAGCAUUCCUGGGUUUUAUUACUUUGUCUUCAACUCGGCUUCAAAGGUCAGUUUGUGUCUGCGCAUAGCGAGUGAUGCUCUGGUCAACAAGCUUGGAUUCUGUGACUACAAAAAGCACCACGAUCAGUUUCAGGUGAUGUCGGGGGGUGUGGUCUUGCAGCUGACUGCUGGACAGAAGGUUUGGCUGGAGUCUUUUAAGGAAAACCAGGAGGAUUCUGAAGUACGAGAUGUGAGAGAGAAACAAAUCAUCUUCAACGGCUUCCUGAUUUUCCAAAAUCAGCAAUAACAGAUUAAUAUCAUCAAAGUGUCUGGAGAGGCUUUGUUGCUUUAUGACAUCAGCAACUAAAAAUCUGAGUUAAGUGUUGUUUUUGAAGGUUUACGAGUAUUUGAAACAAACGUCUUCAGCUUUGGUCUCAAACGCUGAAUAUGAGAAUCAGCUUUCUAAAUGUUUAUGUACAUUCUAUUCAAAUAAAUGGAAUUUUAUCAAACUUUACA